AUGGCGGUUCUUGUGGGGUGCCGAGUUCUUCUGCAAGCUAUUCGACCCCAAACGGGUACCCUCGAGGGAGUGCGCAGAUUGCCGGAGCAUGCGAAGUCUUUGCACAAUGUCCUCAACAACAAACUACUGUGCAUUCGUCCGACAAGCAAUGGAGCGACCCGUCAUUACAGCUCCGAUAUUAAGGAUGACUUGAGCAUUAGAUAUCUGGACGGAGAAGAUUCAGGUAGCUAGCCAUUGCAAUUAGUGUAUAAAACAAUCCCAAAUCGUGUUGAUGGUGUAAGACGACUUUGUUUCAGAAAGUGUUGCCAAAUCAAAUAGCUAUAACAACUAAACGCGACACGUUUGAGUUGCCUGCAGAUAAAGCUGCUCUGUUAGCUGCUACGCUAUCUGUUGCUCAACGUCAUAACUUGUCAAAACAAUGUUAAAAUGCCUAAUCCUUGAAAGAGAAACAUUGUUCCUCAAUAGUUGUUACAAUGUCCUAAUUACCAAACGUUGAAAGAAAACGUCGAGAACGAAUCCUAUGUCACUAGUGUAGACUGCAAAAUUAAUGCUGUGGUGAAACCACUAAUCACAUGCAUGACCUAUUGGCUAAUGGUCCUCUGUAGCUCAACUGGUAGAGCAAGGUAGUGGGUUCGAUCCCCGGGACCACCCAUACAUAAAAAUGUAUUCACGCAUCACUGUAAGUCGCUUUGGAUAAAAGCGUCUGCUAAAUGGCAUAUUAUUAUUAUAAAAAGAGGAUUUGAAUGACUGACACACAACACUGAAGAAAGCUUGAAAACGGCCAUUAUUGUCUUUAUUUUUGUAAUUUUUCGGGAGGCUAUUUUUGGUAAAAAGAUUCCCAACUGAUCCAAUUGUAAAUCUAGAUAAAUCAUCUCUCCAAAAAUAUUUGUCACGUUUUCUCUAGCAAUGUCAGAGAUAACUAUCCAGAAGUCAAGUAAGUAGCAAUGUGGUCCUCUGUAGCUCAGCUGGUAGAGCAUGGCGCUUGUAACGCCAAGGUAGUGGGUUCGAUCCCCGGGACCACCCAUACACAAAAAUGUAUGCACGCAUGACUGUAAGUCGCUUUGGAUAAAAGCGUCUGCUAAAUGGCUUAUUAUUAUUAUUAGCAAAGCCCUUUAAAACUUUUUCAAUGGAAAUGCCCACAACAUCCAUGCUCAAACUGACUGCAAGGUGUUUGUCAGUGUCAAUUUCUUGACUCUUGCAAAAUCUCACCACCUCCCACCCUUGUGAUCUUGUCCUAAGGGUGUCCCAUGUCAAUAUAAAUGAUGAGUUUGCUGUUUGCUAUUGUCCCUUCAAUCCCCAGUCCAGGACUUGCCAGUGAAUGUCAAAAGUAUUUUGCUCAAUUCCUUGCCUACUUCUCAAAAUAAAACGUUAGUUUUAUUUAGUAAAUAUUUUCUUAACUCUUAUUUUUCUUAAAACUGCAUUGUUGGUUAAGGGUUUGUAAGUACGCAUUUCACGGUAAGGUCUACACCUGUUGUAUUCGACGCAUGUGACGAAUACAAAUUGAUUUGAUUUGAUUGAGGAGGCAAGGAAAAUCCUGGAGGAAUCCAGGAAAACAUUUUUGAGAUUCACCCAUGGCCAUUGCCUUCUGUUUAGAGACAUGGAACCAAUAAUACAUUCCCAUGAGCCUCUGGGGCACAGUGCCAUAAUAUUAUUGAUGGUAUUCAAUAUUUUGUUGGUUAAGGGCUGUAAGUAAGCAUUUCACUGUAAUGUCUGCACCUGUUGUAUUCGGCGCAUGUGACCAAUAAAAUUUGAUGAUCACAGACCUAGUAAGUAAUGGUGAUGUCUAUAUUGAUUUAUGCCACACCAGAUUAUAUAAUUUCCGUAUUAUAUUUACAUUUUAGUCAUUUAGCAGACGCUCUUAUCCAGAGCGACUUACAGUUUAGUGAGUGCAUACAUUUUUUCAUACUGGCCCCCCGUGGGAAACGAACCCACAACCCUGGCGUUGCAAGCGCCAUGCUCUACCAACUGAGCUACAGGGGACUCUUAUCAACCACAGAACUUGGAAUUUUGCACAUCUGAAAAUGAUGGCGGUUGGUGAACUAAGAACAGAUAAUCAGCUUGAACAGGUACAAUGGGAUAAUUUAGUUUUUCUCCAGAAUAAGUUAGGUAAAGUGGCAUUUCCAUUACUUUGAAACUUUGUUUUAUUAUUCUUUAUGCCCUUCCUGGCUACAUUCAAUCAGUAUUGCAAUAAAAGUAAUGGUGGUCCAUGACUGUAAAUGACUGUUCUCCCACUGCUUAGGAGAAAAUAUAAUGAUGAGCAAACGCAUGCCUUCCACUGUUCAAGUAAGACAAAGACCUUACCAUUUGUCGGCUUUAAAUGGACCAAAACAAAACAAACCUAAAUACAUCCAGAAGGGUUAUUUAGGGGACUGGAAGCAAUGUCAAUAUCAACUGCUCACAAUGAUUGUUUCAUCUCAACACAAAUGCUACAAAUUAUUAUAUCAUAGUACUAUGGGUGUACUAUAUUAUAUCAUAGUACUAUGGUACUGUACUAUAUUAUAUCAUAGUACUAUGGGUGUACUAUAUUAUAUCAUAGUACUAUGGUACUGUACUAUAUUAUGUCAUAGUACUAUGGUACUGUACUAUAUUAUAUCAUGGUACUGUACUAUAUUAUAUCAUAGUACUAUGGUACUGUACUAUAUUAUAUCAUAGUACUAUGGUACUGUACUAUAUUAUAUCAUAGUACUAUGGUACUGUACUAUAUUAUAUCAUAGUACUAUGGUACUGUACUAUAUUAUAUCAUGGUACUGUACUAUAUUAUAUCAUAUAUCAUGUUUGUUAUUCAUGGUCCCUCUCUGUCUGUUAUUCAUGGUCCCUCUCUGUCUGUUAUUCAUGGUCCCUCUCUGUCUGUUAUUCAUGGUCCCUCUCUGUCUGUUAUUCAUGGUCCUCUCUGUCUGUUAUUCAUGGUCCCCUCUGUCUGUUAUUCAUGGUCCUCUCUGUCUGUUAUUCAUGGUCCUCUCUGUCUGUUAUUCAUGGUCCCCUCUCUGUCUGUUAUUCAUGGUCCCCUCUCUGUCUGUUAUUCAUGGUCCCCUCUCUGUCUGUUAUUCAUGGUCCCCUCUCUGUCUGUUAUUCAUGGUCCCUCUCUGUCUGUUAUUCAUGGUCCUCCCUGUCUGUUAUUCAUGGUCCCCUCUCUGUCUGUUAUUCAUGGUCCCCUCUCUGUCUGUUAUUCAUGGUCCUCUCUGUCUGUUAUUCAUGGUCCCCUCUCUGUCUGUUAUUCAUGGUCCCCUCUCUGUCUGUUAUUCAUGGUCCCCUCUCUGUCUGUUAUUCAUGGUCCCCUCUCUGUCUGUUAUUCAUGGUCCCCUCUCUGUCUGUUAUUCAUGGUCCCCUCUCUGUCUGUUAUUCAUGGUCCCCUCUCUGUCUGUUAUUCAUUGUCCCCUCUGUCUGUUAUUCAUGGUCCCCUCUGUCUGUUAUUCAUGGUCCUCUCUGUCUGUUAUUCAUGGUCCUCUCUGUCUGUUAUUCAUGGUCCCCUCUCUGUCGGUUAUUCAUGGUCCCCUCUCUGUCUGUUAUUCAUGGUCCCCUCUCUGUCUGUUAUUCAUGGUCCCCUCUCUGUCUGUUAUUCAUGGUCCCUCUCUGUCUGUUAUUCAUGGUCCUCCCUGUCUGUUAUUCAUGGUCCCCUCUCUGUCUGUUAUUCAUGGUCCCCUCUCUGUCUGUUAUUCAUGGUCCUCUCUGUCUGUUAUUCAUGGUCCCCUCUCUGUCUGUUAUUCAUGGUCCUCUCUCUGUCUGUUAUUCAUGGUCCCCUCUCUGUCUGUUAUUCAUGGUCCCCUCUCUGUCUGUUAUUCAUGGUCCCCUCUCUGUCUGUUAUUCAUGGUCCCCUCUCUGUCUGUUACACAUGGUCCUCUCUGUCUGUUAUUCAUGGUCCCUCUCUGUCUGUUAUUCAUGGUCCUCCCUGUCUGUUAUUCAUGGUCCCCUCUCUGUCUGUUAUUCAUGGUCCCCUCUCUGUCUGUUAAUCAUGGUCCUCUCUCUGUCUGUUAUUCAUGGUCCCCUCUCUGUCUGUUAUUCAUGGUCCCCUCUCUGUCUGUUAUUCAUGGUCCCCUCUCUGUCUGUUAUUCAUGGUCCUCUCUGUCUGUUAUUCAUGGUCCCCUCUCUGUCUGUUAUUCAUGGCCCCCUCUCUGUCUGUUAUUCAUGGUCCCCUCUCUGUCUGUUAUGCAUGGUCCUCUCUGUCUGUUAUUCAUGGUCCUCUCUGUCUGUUAUUCAUGGUCCUCUCUGUCUGUUAUUCAUGGUCCCCUCUCUGUCUGUUAUUCAUGGUCCUCUCUGUCUGUUAUUCAUGGUCCCCUCUCUGUGGUUCUAACAUGUUAUCUAUCUUUUAGGGAUUGUCGUCUUUGGGAUCAAUCGACCAAAGCAAAAAAAUGCCAUCAGCAAAAACCUUGUGAUUAGGGUAUGUAUGGACAUCAGUGAGGUAGCCUAGAUCAAGUAUGGCUGUUAUUAGCACCCAUUUUCAUCAUGAUUGUGUUCUCUGUUAGAUGACUGAGGCUGUGGAGAGUGUGAAAAAGAACAACAAAGUGCGGACUGUCAUCAUUUGUAGUAUGGUGCCUGGGAUAUUCUGUGCAGGUACACAACAGCUUAAUAUUUUGGGUGAUGAUGGGGUUAGACAGUUUGAACUGUGUCCUUGAUGCAUUUACUGUGUAAGUGAUAUUCUUAAUAAUUCAAUGGGUAUGUCGUUAAUUUAAAAGGCCAAUAUUUAUAUGUGUAUUUUUGAAUAUUUCCUGCAUGUAUUAUUAUUUUUAUUUUUUUUAGAAAUCACGGGUGUGGAAUCAGUUUAUCGGUAGCCAUAAUCUGUGUAAAUCAUUGUUGCUUUUAUGCUGUCUGUAACUCCUCACCAAUUGAUGUAACCUAUGUCGUAGCCUAGAUACUGGCUGAAAAACAGAAAAUGUUUCACAUUUUCAUUCUAUUAGAAGAUUUAUUGGAUUCAGGCAAAUGUAAUGCAUUCUACUGAUGCACACACACACAAAAAAAAUGUUUUUGCAAGUAUGAUUAUGACAUGUUGUUUUCUCUGUACAGGUGCGGACCUUAAAGAGCGGGCCAAAAUGCACCAAAGUGAAGUGGGACCCUUUGUGUCCAAAGCAAGGGCACUAAUCUCAGAACUUGGUGAGGGAAUCGAUGACGACGUACAGUACCAGUCAAAAGUUUGGACACACCUACUCAUUCAAGGGUUUUUCUUUAUUUUUUACUAUUUUCUACAUUGUAGAAUAAUAGUGAAGACAUCAAAACUAUGAAAUAGCACAUAGUAGUAACCCCAAAAGUGUUAAACAAAUCAAAAUAUAUUUUAUAUUUGAGAUUCUUCAAAGUAGCCACCCUUUGCCUUGAUGACAGCUUUGCACACUCUUGGCAUUUUCUCAACCAGCUUCAUGAGGUAGUCACCUGGAAUGCUUUUCCAACAGUCUUGAAGGAGUUCCCACAUAUGCUGAGCACUUGUUAGCUGCUUUUCCUUCACUCUGCGGUCCAACUCAUCCCAAACCAUCUCUAUUGGGUGGAGGUCGGGUGAUUGUGGAGGUCAGGUCAUCUGAUGGAGCACUCCAUCACUCUCCUUCUUGGUCAAAUAGCCCUUACACAUCCUGGAGGUGUGUUUUGGGUCAUUGUCCUGUUGAAAAACAAAUAAUAGUCCCACAAAGCGCAAACCAGAUGGGAUGGCGUAUCGCUGCAGAAUGCUGUGGUAGCCAUGCUGGUUAAGUGUGCCUUGAAUUCUAAAUAAGUCACCAGCAAAGCACCCCCACACCAUCACACCUCCUCCUACAUGCUUCACGGUGGGAACCACACAUGCAGAGAUCAUCCGUUCACCUACUCUGCGUCUCACAAAAACACUGAGGUUGGAACUAAAAAUCUCACAUUUGGACUCAUCAGACCAAAGGACAGAUUUCCACCGGUCUAAUGUCCAUUGCGCGUGUUUCUUGGCCCAAGCAAGUCUCUUCUUCUUAUUGGUAUCCUUCAGUAGUGGUUUCUUUGCAGCAAUUCGACCAUGAAGGCCUGAUUCACGCAGUCUCCUCUGAACAGUUGAUGUUGAGAUGUGUCUGUUACUUGAACUCUGUGAAGCAUUUAUUUGGGCUGCAAUCUGAGGUGCAGUUAAUUGCCGAUUUCUGAGGCUGGUAACUCUAAUGAACUUGUCCUCUGCAGCAGAGGUAACUCUGGGUCUUCCUUUCCUGUGGCUGUCCUCAUGAGAGCCAGUUUCAUCAUAGCUCUUGAUGGUUUUUGUGACUGCACUUGUAGAAACUUUCGAAGUUCUUGACAUUUUCCGUAUUGACUGACCUUCAUGUCUUAAAGUAAUGAUAGACUGUCGUUUCUCUUUGCUUAUUUGAGUUGUUCUUGCCAUAAUAUGGACUUGGUCUUUUACCAAAUAGGGCUAUCUUCUGUAUACCAACCCUACCUUGUCACAACACAACUGAUUGGCUCAAACGCAUUAAGAAGGAAAUAAAUUCCACAAAUUAACUUUUAAGAAGGCACACCUGUUAAUUGAAAUGCAUUCCAGGUGACUACCUCAUGAAGCUGGUUGAGAGAAUGCCAAGAAUGUGCAAAGCUGUCAUCAAGGCAAAGGGUGGCGACUUUGAAGAAUCUCAAAUAUAAAAUGUGUUUUGAUUUGUUUAACACUUUUUUGGUUACUACAUGAUUCCAUAUGUGUUAUUUCAUAGUUUUGAUGUCUUCACUACUAUUCUAUAACAUAGAAAAUAGUAAAAAAUUAAGAAAAACCCGUGAAUGAGUAGGUGUGUCCAAACUUUUAACUGGUACUGUAUUUUAUAGGGCCGGGACGAUACCAGUAUCGCAAAAUUUCUUCCAAUCCCAAAAUGAAAACAGGAAGCAGACCAAACACUUUGGUCCUUCAAACAGACGGAUUCUGAUGAAAACAGGAAGCAGACCAAACACUUUGGUACUUUAAACAGACGGAUUCUGAUGAAAACAGGAAGCAGACCAAACACUUUGGUACUUUAAACAGACGGAUUCUGAUGAAAACAGGAAGCAGACCAAACACUUUGGUCCUUCAAACUGACGGAUUCUGAUGGGGAUCUUUGUAUUAUGCUAAUUCGAUUUUUCGCGGGGGCACGGACAUCGACUCUAAAGGGUUAAAAACCUGCUGUAUGUAAAAUAUUGUGUCUUAUAGCUUGGAAAAUUUAUAAAUUUGACUGGAUGACAACAUAAUGUUUGUUUCCAACAUUAGGGAUGUUUUCCUAAAGAAGUUAAAUCCGCUUUGUGUUUUGUUUCCUUUCCACGAUAUUAACUAGUAUCGUCCCGGCCCUAGUAUUUCACACAAAUGAGUCUGGUUUUCUCUCCUAGUCCGCCAAGCGGACAUAAUGUCCCAAAUUGUUUCAUGUUCACAAAGCAGCACAUGAAUCAUUUCAUCAUCCUCGAAUCCAUUCUAUUCAUUGAUGAUAAUUUUGUCUUGUUCAUUUCCUGUGGUUAUAAAUUCAUGCCAGGUGGACUGGAAUGAGAUGACUCAUUUUAUUCCAUUUUUAGAGCCUUGUUAUUCACUAGGCCAAGGGGUGUUAAACUCUUACCCCACGAGGUCCGGAGCCCGCUGGUUUUCUCUUCUACCUGAUAAUUAAUUGCACCCACCUGGUUUUCCAGGUCUAAAUCAGUCCCUGAUUACAAAAGAACAAUGAAAAAAACACAGUGGAACUGGCUUUGAGGGGUUGAGUUUGAGGGCACUAGGGCUAUAUGGGAUUAACACUCAGAUGCCACACUACCUACAUCGUUUAGAGAAGCUGAUAGUCUAUACAUGCCUCAUACUUUUAUCCUGAUGCAUCCAGGUUUCCCUACGUCUCUGUUCUUUCACAAAAAAUCCAUACACGAAGUUGCUUUGUUUUAAAGAUGACAUAAACCCAUACCAAUGUAUUUAAACAUUGGCUAUAAGCUUUAGUGCUUCAGGGAGAUUUAGUCAUAUCGCCUGUACACAUUUUACACUACUGUGAUCGAGGGCUAAGGACACAUUGCUAAUUCGUAGCGUCGUCAUUUAUACCUCUUUCAUUUGUAUUGUUUUAUAUUGUGGAUGUGUGUGAGACAAGUCUUCAGAGAGAUGAUCUGAAGAGAGUACACCAUGUUUUCUUUAUUUUCUUUGUGUCUGCUGGAGAAAAAUGUUUUCCAUCAUACUCCAUUUGACAAAUACCCCCCCCCCCCGUCCCGUCUCUAUGUAGGUAAUCUGCCCAUGCCAACGAUCGCAGCUAUCGAUGGAGCUGCCCUUGGUGGGGGUCUGGAGAUGGCUCUGUCCUGUGACAUCAGAAUUGCC
Molecule: messenger RNA, 8209 nt
Organism: Coregonus sp. 'balchen'
Lineage: Eukaryota; Metazoa; Chordata; Actinopteri; Salmoniformes; Salmonidae
Source: the annotation of a GenBank genome assembly